Messenger RNA from Zootermopsis nevadensis, 2736 nucleotides. Lineage: Eukaryota; Metazoa; Arthropoda; Insecta; Blattodea; Termopsidae. The record is from RefSeq and is a predicted model, not a curated record.
GUCAUAAUCACAAUCAUAACUGAUCUCAACAUCAGGGGCAUCUGGUGGCAGUAUGAACUCAUCAUCAACAGCUGCUGUAGCAACAAGCCUUGUAUUUACAUCAGCUAUGACUGCAAACUGGGAAUAAGCAGGUAAUUGUUUCUGAAGCAAACAAUAACCAAACAUAAGAUGAAACAGACCACAUUGUUGAUUCUGCAUCUGAAGAUUGUGGACGAGAACAGGAGCUCUAGUUACAAAACCUUGAUUCAAAGCAACAGCUAACUUGUGACAUAAACAAGUGUAUAAAGACCAGGAAGAUCUUAGUUCACAAACAAAUUGCAUCUGAAAGAUACUGCUUUUACAAAAGAUAUAUCGCUCAAUUAAGAAAUUUAUUUGAAAAAGAUGGCCGGCAGAGGGAGGAGGACUGUCGUAAAAUUGCCAGAUAUGGUUGCUGCUUCACCAGAGAAAUCUCCUUUCAUGGAUUCACUGUUCAAGAAGAUGGAGGUGAUAGAAGAAAACGUAAACAACUUAUGCCAGAUUGCAUCCACUCUUAUGGAUAGCUGGAAGAAAAGACAAGUGCAUGCUGUGGCAGUGCAGGCAGAGUUAGAAACAUUGAAGAUGACGAAGGUGGAUAUAGAAGAGGUGGUGAAUGCUCUGGCUCAAAAGGUUGAUGAAGAAUUGUUGAGCACAAGAAUUUCACAUGACAGACACUUCAGUAUUACUUCUGACUUCAGCAGAGCUCUGCAGGAAGUAGUCCGUGGAGUGUCACAUCAGGAUGAUAAACUUGAAAGAAGUGUUAUUGGGGCUAUGCAUCAAAUUGAGAAAGGGUUGAAUGACUAUGUUGACUGCAGAUUCAAAGAUAUAGAAGGAAGACUCGAGGCAAUAUCCAAGCUAAAAGAGGAAAUGGAGGCUAGAGGCACCAAAGUGAAACCCCGCAAGAAGGUCACCUUCGUUUCACCUGUCAAAGAAUUUAUGGAAGACAGACCUCGUAUCUCACCUCCUGGAGCCCGGUCACCCUCACGCAACUUGGCAUAUAAGCUGCAUGAACUUCAUACACAGCAAAUGAGAUUUCGUCAGGAAAGAAACCGCCUCCGUGAUGGUAGUCAUAUGAUCACAAGUCAAAAGCAUUUGCCUGACAUUUCUGGAAAAAUGUACCGCAGACAAGCAAUGCUUUCAGAGCCUCCCACUAAUGAUGACAGACUUUCUCCAAUCAAGUUAUCACCUUCUGAAGAAACAGCACGCUUGUCUUCUAGAAGACGAGCACCUUCUGUAGCAGCAUCAAUCUCAGCCUUUUACCAAACAGCCCGUCCUAAAUCAGACAAACUGGAUGCAAGGUCUUCUAAACGAAAGAGAUUAGCUAAAAAUAUGCCAGUUUCUCGUAAAGGGAUGCAAUCUGCUGAUAUACUUGCAAGCCCUCCCAAGCGCUUUCCUAAACAGAAGGUAACUGAUGAAAUACAAGCAGCCCUUCGUGAACAGAAGAUACCUUUUAACAUAAACUCUUGAGAUGGAAGGGAUCAGUUGGAACAUAAGUAGGCUGCCGUAAACAGAAAGUGUCAAAUACAGAAUCCUAAAGAGAAGGGACCAGCUAAGUAAGUUUUAGCCUCAUCUAAAGAUAAUGGAUCAGAUUAAAAUGUUUGAGGCCCUUCUGAUGAACUUAUCAUCCGGCUCCCCUGAAUGAAAAACAGUAUUUUAGUUCCAAGAGUACAGAACCAAUGAUGUUCACAAUAUUAAAAUUUCAGAUUCUCACAGUAGACAGUAUGAAGUUUACUGUAUCUUAUGGGUCGUUGUACCAUGUCAGCUGAUGAUUCAGGGAUGUUUCCUGAUGCCACCAUUUGGGUGAUGAGUAAGCUGCAUGUGGAUGAACUUGGCCAGAUGGAUGGCCUUGGGGAAGAUAGGGGUGAGGACAGAUGGAGCAAGGUAGCCAUUGGGAGAGUUGGGGGCCCGCAGUCUGGCCAAAUGGGGGGGAGGGGGCAGGCACUGCCUCCUUGACUGGCUCAGGUGGAGACCAUCCUCCUUGUUAAUGAUUUUAGGUUGUAGCUUGAUCUGAUUUUUCUCCCUGAUCAUAUUAUGUUGUCCUACCAUCCUGUCCACCAAAUCCAAAUACAUGAACCAAAUUAUCAUGGAGGCCAAUGAAAUUUAGCUACAUCCUAACCAUAAAAACAUGGAGGAUUGGCUCUGCCUGAACUGGUUGUGGACGAGACUCAUUGAACGUAUGCAAGAAGCCUCUGCCACUGAGGCUGUGCUUGUCUGGCCCCUUUGGCCAAGCUGUGUUAACCCAACUCUCCCAGUGGCUCCCUUGCUCUGUCUGACCUCACUUCUACCCUCAACCCUCAUCCAUUUGUCUAGCCAAGUUUUGACCUUGUUCAGCUAAUUCUUAUCUUCAUCUGCUUCUCUGUGUACUCAUUGCUGUGAUGAUGCAUGCAGUAAAAGCACCUCUGAAAUGCUGAUCAGUUUUGAUGCAACAAGACAGUUAUCGACAUGUUUAAAUGGUGUUAAGGUAACAAAUGAAUAUAUAUGAUGUGCAGCUUUCAUAAUGAAAUAAAAAGAAUUCUUCCCAGGCUACCAGCCGUGUAAGGUGGUUUAAUGGAGAAAACACCAACAUUUUGAGAACUAUCUUCUUUCUCAUCCUCACGGUACCCUGAAGACGAAGGUGGUUCUUGAAAUGUUGGUGUUUUCUGUUUCAUUAUUAACAGAUGAAUCAGUUACUGUAAGACUUUUACUAGAAAAAAUAAAAAGUUAUAUGAUGUUGUUUUAAUA